AUUAUAAGAGUAAAUCUGAUCUCUGCAGUUUUUUUCCUUUCCGAUUUUCGUUUUGUUUACAAUUAGUAACCCUAAUUUCGUGGGGGAAAAAUAAUUUUGAUUAGGAAUAAGUGUCUGCAUCUAUGAAAAAAAUUGAUUUGUGACCCCAACUUUCUUCUUCGGUCAAAAAAAGAAACCUUACAAAAAUAGAAAGUAAUGGCGGGUCAAGCCCCCCAAAAAAAUGCUCUAGUUUUCUUUUUCGAUUUCGUGUGUUUCCCGCUAAAAUAAAACCCGCCAUGGAAGCUCAUGGAUCUUAACCGGGGACUCUGUCAAUGGCUGGAUGGUCGAUGAUGGUAGCAGACGAAGGUGACGCCGCCGCCGUCGAUUUCAGCAAAACUCCGAAGAAGAAUCUCGAACCUAACCACUCUCCCGAAGCCGUCGUCGUUACCUGCUCGGAUUUUGAGAACAGUAUCGACGAACUCGCCUCCUUGUUCCGAAGCUUACUCGAAUCGUUCCUCGUCGAGUUUUGCCCCGCGGAUAGUUUCCGACCUCUUCCUCCGAUGACCGGCGACGGGAGAGCCGUUGAUCUGUUUAAUCUUUUCCUCAGCGUGAGUCGCAGAGGCGAUGCCGUUUCGUGGGAGGAAGUUGCUCGAGAGUGUGGACUAGGGUUGAGUAACUCGGCUUCUGCGAAGUUGAUCUAUGUUAAGUAUCUCGACGCACUCGCUCGUUGGUUGAACAGAGUUGGUAACGGUAACGAUGAUGGUGAUACUAGCGUUGAGUUGUGUGGAGUCUCGGAUGGUUUGAUGGCUAGGCUUAAGGAUUUUUUAUGUGAGGUUAAGAGGAAGUAUGGUACUACUGCUUCGAGGGAGUUAGGAGCUGAGCUCAAAUGGUUCGUAUCAAAAACUAAGAGAGGUUAUGAUGAUGAUGAUGAUAAGAAGGUGGAGAAAGUUAUGAGCCUUGACUGCUCUUUUUCGCCUGGGAAGAGGAAACGGGAGUGUCCUUUAAAUACAUUGAAAUGGUUAAGCAAGGCUGCCAAGGAUCCAUGUGAUACUUGUUCUAUUGGUUCUUUGCCUGAUAGAUCAAAGUGGGAAGCUUAUGGAAGGGAAGAGCCGUGGAAGGAGCUUCUUCUGUUUAGGGCUUCAAGAACAAACACUGAUCCGUCUUGUCAAAAGAUUUGGCAGAAAAUCCAGAAGAUGCAUCCAUCUCUGUAUGAGGAUAGUACUGGACCUAGUUACAAUCUGAGAGAGAGACUCAGAUUUGAUGGGAGUGGCUCGGCUUCAGAUAGUUCAGAUGAGGAGGAUAGACCAUGUGCUCGAGUUGGCUCACAGUUUCAGGCUGAGGUACCUGAGUGGAUUGGCCUCAACACCGAAAGCGAUGCAAAGUGGUUGGGCCCUCGGGUCUGGCCGCUGAGCAAAGAACAAAGCAACAGUAAUCUUCUUAUCGAAAGAGAUCCGAUUGGGAAAGGAAGACAAGAUCCAUGCGGCUGCCAAAACCCAGAUUCUGUUCAAUGUGUCAGAUUCCAUAUCAACACAAAACGGGAGAAACUGAAACUUGAACUUGGUCCAGCUUUCUACAUGUGGUGUUUUGAUAGUAUGGGUGAAGGUACUCUGCAGUAUUGGACAGACUUAGAACUGAAGAAAGUAAAGCUUUUGAUGGCAUCUCCACCUACACUUAGCCCAUCUUUCUUCAGUGAGCUGAAGAGUAUCCUUUCUUCAAAGAGCAGAGAAGAGAUCGUGAGCUACUAUUACAACGUGUCCCUGUUGCAGUUUAUAGCAAAUCAGAGUAGAAUGACCCCUGGUGAGGUAGACAGUGAUACUGAUCAAUACUACAACCUUGCACCAGGGAGUGGAGAUCCAACAAUGGAAGCAAACACAUCUCAGAAACCUGUCCUGCUUACACCUAAGAAAAAAAGGGCGUCGAUAGAGAGGAGAGGUAGUACUAGUCCCAUUUUUGUCCAUUCCUCUUGCUGGAGGCAUAUAUUGUCAUUGAAACUGCUUUAAACUCGUUGGGGGAAGGGUUCAUCAAUCAGUCAAAUCAGCUCUGCAAAUUCUGGUUUUUAUUUUCUGAGGCAGAUACUGCCAUCUCUCCAUUAUUUUGAUGAUGCUACUGGAGUAUUCUUUUGUUUUUCUUUUGUGGUUGGCAUUGCUUAUAGGCUUUGUCAAAGCCUGAUGAGUACAGUAAAAUUUCGGAUUAGUUUGGUGAAUACAACAAAGGGAAAAUGUAAUUGCUAUUUGUUUGUUUCCAGUGGAAAAAAAAAUUAUGAAAGGACUUUGCGAUUUACCUAA
Raphanus sativus (radish) is the source of this 2264-nucleotide messenger RNA. RefSeq names its product AT-rich interactive domain-containing protein 1-like. The transcript has 3 exons. The record is from RefSeq and is a predicted model, not a curated record. The coding region runs from base 312 to 1979 and encodes 555 amino acids. NCBI's taxonomy places the organism in Eukaryota, Viridiplantae, Streptophyta, Magnoliopsida, Brassicales, Brassicaceae. Gene Ontology annotation, molecular function: DNA binding.